AUGAAUCCUUACAAUGUUGUUAAUGCUUUGCUUGAUAUAGUGAAGGUAAAUAUAGAUUUAUAUCCUUCUAAAAUAACACCAAAAGAAAAAGAACUUGCGCAACAUUUAUAUGAAACAAUAAAAUCGUUUGUCGAUUGUACCAAAUUCAAUUACCAAGAAGAAACAACUUUAGAUUUACAUGAUAUGUCAGACUAUUCUGAUAAUGAUGAAGAUAUGGAUACAGUCUAUAACGAUAGAAAUGAAGUUGAUGAUGAAUGGACCAAUGAGGCGGAUGGAAAAGCCACACGUCAUUUAAAACAAUAUUCGCUUGAAUAUAUGAAAGCUGUAGUUGAUUUUGCCGAUGAAAAAGAUGCGUAUGGAAAAAAACGUCACACAUGGAAAAGUAUUCACAAUCGUUUUAAAUCAUUGCUGAGUCAAAGUUAUGUUAGUCUAUUCAGAAAUUAUUUACAAAAAGAAGGUACCAAACAGCAAAAAUGUCGAGAAAUCGAUAAACUUAUCUAUGAUAAAUUUGUUAGUGCACGUGAUCAAGCGCUUCCCAUACAUAAUUUAGAUCUGCAACGAUGGGCUUUGAAAUUUGCCAAAGAAAUGAAAUUAGAUAAUUUUCAUGCAUCACAUGGAUGGUUAAGCAAUUUUAAACGUAAACAUGGAAUUGUUUCUCGUCGUAUAACAAACAUUGUAACUCGACAUGAAAUCGAUGACUAUCGUAUAGUGCAACAAUCAAAACAAUAUUUUCUUACCGAAUAUUAUAAUUCAUUGCCUGAUUAUGAUCCAUCAGAAGUGAUUAAUACUGACCAAUCAGGUGUUGAGAAGGAACUUCAUUCCACUAGAACAUUAUCUGCUGUUGGACUAAAGAAAAUUUAUGGAAUUGUAUCUUCGAAAAACGCUACAACCCACUCUUAUACAAUACAACCUUCGAUAUCUCUCGAUGGGAAAGUAGUGGACCCUAUUUUAUUAUGUUUACAAGAAGUAAAUGGUAAAAUGGGUGAUACUGUAAAGAAAAACUUAUUUAAGCCGGCUAAUGUUGUCAUUACUUGCUCUUCCUCCGGCAAGCUGACGACAUCAUUAGUAGCUUAUUGGAGGGAUAAAUGUCUACUACCAUUUAUUGGAAAGAAAUGUUUAUUGUUGUCGGAUAGCUGGGCCGGACAGAAAGAUAUCAAACUUUACGAAAACAAAACCUGUCUUGGAAAAGAUGUAGUUCGUUUAGAAAUACCUAAGCGAACUACGAGUGAACUUCAACUGUUAGAUUGUUUCUACAACCGACAAGUAAAGAAUUUCAUAAAAAAAAUUUACAAUCGUGUUGCUCUAGAUAAAAUACCAAUACAUCUAUAUGAGCGAAAUAAUAUUAGUAAGUUAGUUUCACUUAUGCAUAAUCAACUUUCUGCGUCUGUAUUUCAACCAAUGGUGAAAUACAGUUGGUUUGUAGCUGGUCUACUUAAACAAAACCCAUCUCCUUUCUCAACUAUUAAUGAAAUAUGUUUUCCGACAAUAACGUCACACGAGCAGUGCGAGUUACAAUCAUGUGGUGAAUGUGUAUAUAUUACUUGUGCACAUUGUUCAAAGAAACUAUGCUUUCAACAUUUUUUUAUUUCAUAUCAUUUCCAUACUUAA
Molecule: messenger RNA, 1608 nt
Organism: Adineta ricciae
Lineage: Eukaryota; Metazoa; Rotifera; Eurotatoria; Adinetida; Adinetidae
Source: the annotation of a GenBank genome assembly